AAUUACCUGUUCAAUACUUAAUAAUAUGCAGCAUGCAAUAAAAAUUUAUAUUACAGAUUGGUGUAAUGUUUAUGAAUUUUAUGAUUAUUGAAACUGUUAAAAAGUACAUUUAUGAACCAUCGUUGUUUGCAAAUUUAUAUUUCGAUAAUUUGGCAAAAUGUUGCAUUAUCUUUUAGGUGUUUUUGUUUUACUGCCUCUUUCGUAUAGUCUGGAUGAUAGUGUUAUUGCAAUUUCCCCAAAUGAUUUCGUUACUGUUGAACGAGUUGAAAAUGGAACUAGAAGAAAAUCAAUACUUCGUUACGGCUUUCACAGAACAUCAGAAUGUUUGAAUUUCGAAAAGGCCUAUCUAUGCAUACAAAAAUGUCUAGAUUUGAAAUAUGACAUUGCAUAUGCAGAUAAGAAAUGUUAUUGUACAUGUUAUAUUAAAAAAGACAAAGCAAAGUACAUAGAUAAAUCAGGGACUCAGGAAAAAUGGAAAUUAGGUGCGCCCACGACAAAACUACCGAUAUGGGCUCAGAAAAAAGAUAUAAAACCGGAAACGCAUUUUGAAGUUGAAAUUGAAUUGGAUAAUUUGAGCGGAAAUGACACAUCUGUUUUUGGAAACCAAUCGAUUGCUGAAAUUAUCGUGGAAAAUAAAACUAGUGUAUCAAGUGAAGUUAUCGGUGAAAAUAGUACAGCUGAACCUUUAUCUAAUUCUACAGAUUUACUCGUUAACGCUACAACAAUAAGUGAUAAUAUCGCGGAUACGACUGUUGUUGCAUAAUCAAGUACAUAUAUAAUUUAAUUUUUAAGUAUACUUAAAAAUUAUAACUAAAUAGAAAACGUGUUUUGAUAUCAUCUUUCCUAUGUGAUUCUAUUUUUGGUUAUGAAACACGGUCCUUGUUGGUGAUUUGUGGUCGAUGCCGGAGUCCCCGUAAGUUUAGUUUAAGUAUGUGACUGUGUUAGCCUUAAAUUGAAACAAAGAACUUCUAUUAGGUCUUCUCCAAAUAAAUGUGUAGCAAAAAGGCAGAUCUGUA
This is a messenger RNA of Pieris brassicae (large cabbage white), 1016 nucleotides long. RefSeq lists its product as uncharacterized. The record is from RefSeq and is a predicted model, not a curated record. The transcript has 3 exons. NCBI's taxonomy places the organism in Eukaryota, Metazoa, Arthropoda, Insecta, Lepidoptera, Pieridae. The coding region runs from base 158 to 763 and encodes 201 amino acids.